AUGCGACGUCAACCUCAGCAUACGUGUGUGAACGAUAAAACAAAAGCAUUAUCGGCCAAUGAGGCCGAGGCGGACCACCAAGAAAUGGAGAGUAUACCAACACACAGCCAAAGUCUUGUAGCGUCAAAGGCCGUGCCAGCGAACGCACAAAUGAAUUGUGAGACCGAUGCCUCGGCGCUCGGCGCCGCAUGGAGACUUGGUUUUACAACAGGAUACCGCCAGGCUAUCGAAGACCACAAUGGGGCUAGCCAGGCACGCGACGACGAGGUACCCGAGUACGAUCCCGGCUAUAUGGUGGAGACAUCCAGUAUCGACUCCUUCUACAGUGCACACAAAUGA
This is a messenger RNA of Penicillium canescens, 339 nucleotides long. RefSeq lists its product as uncharacterized. The record is from RefSeq and is a predicted model, not a curated record. NCBI's taxonomy places the organism in Eukaryota, Fungi, Ascomycota, Eurotiomycetes, Eurotiales, Aspergillaceae. The transcript has 2 exons. Bases 1 to 339 code for a protein of 112 amino acids.